This is a messenger RNA of Oncorhynchus tshawytscha (Chinook salmon), 4134 nucleotides long. RefSeq names its product receptor-type tyrosine-protein phosphatase S. The record is from RefSeq and is a predicted model, not a curated record. Gene Ontology annotation, biological process: protein dephosphorylation. Lineage: Eukaryota; Metazoa; Chordata; Actinopteri; Salmoniformes; Salmonidae. Gene Ontology annotation, molecular function: protein tyrosine phosphatase activity.
AUGUAUGAGAGCAGCCCCUCCACCUCCUGGGUCCUGGAGCUCGCUUCUCUGUUUGUCUGUGAUGCCUUCUCCCCUCCUCCAGGUAUCCCAGGCAGUGACUACAUCAAUGCCAACUACAUAGAUGGUUACCGUCGCCAAAACGCCUACAUCGCGACGCAGGGCUCUCCCGAGACCUUCUGUGACUUCUGGAGACUGGUUUGGGAACAGCACACGGCCAACAUCGUCAUGAUGACCAAGCUAGAGGAGAAGUCUCGGGUAAAAUGUGAUCAGUACUGGCCUACCAGAGGAACAGAGACAUAUGGGCUGAUACAGGUUACUCUGCUGGACACUGUAGAGCUGGCUACAUACUCUGUUAGGACCUUUGCUCUCUACAAGAGUGGCUCCAAUGAGAAGCGUGAGAUUCGUCAGUUCCAGUUUACAGCCUGGCCGGACCACGGGGUCCCCGAACACCCCACCCCCUUCCUGGCCUUCCUACGACGGGUCAAGGCCUGCAACCCUCCAGACGCAGGACCCAUGGUCGUACACUGCAGUGCUGGAGUGGGCCGGACUGGUUGUUUCAUCGUGAUUGACGCCAUGGUGGAGCGAAUCAAACACGAGAAGACAGUUGACAUCUACGGUCACGUGACCCUCAUGAGGUCCCAGCGGAACUACAUGGUGCAGACGGAGGAUCAGUACGCCUUUAUCCACGACGCGCUGCUGGAAGCUGUCGCCUGCGGCAACACCGAGGUUCCGGCGCGGAACCUUCACGCCUACAUCCAGAGACUGACCCAGAUAGAACCGGUGGAGAACGUCACGGGCACGGAACUGGAGUUCAAGCGGUUGGCCAGUGCGAAGGCCCACACCUCCAGGUUUGUGAGUGCCAACCUGCCGUGUAACAAGUUCAAGAACCGUCUGGUGAACAUCAUGCCCUAUGAGUCCACCAGGGUCUGUCUGCAGCCAAUCAGAGGAGUGGAGGGGUCAGACUACAUCAACGCCAGCUUCAUAGACGGAUACAGGCAGCAGAGGGCUUAUAUAGCCACCCAGGGCCCGCUGGCUGAGACUACUGAGGACUACUGGAGAAUGUUGUGGGAACACAACUCUACCAUAGUGGUCAUGUUGACUAAACUGAGGGAGAUGGGACGGGAGAAGUGCCAUCAGUACUGGCCAGCAGAGCGUUCUGCCAGGUACCAGUACUUUGUAGUGGACCCCAUGGCUGAGUACAACAUGCCCCAGUACAUCCUCCGAGAGUUCAAAGUCACUGAUGCCAGGGACGGCCAGUCUCGGACGGUUCGUCAGUUCCAGUUCACUGAUUGGCCGGAGCAAGGAGUGCCAAAGUCAGGGGAGGGGUUCAUUGAUUUCAUUGGCCAGGUGCACAAAACUAAAGAGCAGUUUGGCCAAGACGGACCAAUCACGGUGCACUGUAGUGCUGGUGUGGGGAGGACAGGGGUCUUCAUCACUCUGAGUAUCGUUCUGGAGAGGAUGAGAUAUGAAGGAGUAGUGGACAUCUUCCAGACUGUCAAGAUGCUGCGAACACAGAGACCUGCCACGGUUCAAACUGAGGACCAGUACCAGUUCUGUUACCGGGCCGGUCUGGAGUAUCUGGGUAGCUUCGACCACUAUGCAACAUAAUCCCUCCCUCUGGUCUGCAUCCCAAACAACACCCUAACUCCCUGUGUAGUGCACUACUUUAGACCACAGUGUAUUCUCACUUCUUUGGACCAGUGUGUACACUCAAAAGUAGUGCACUACUGAUUAGUGCGCUACACAGGGAAUAGGGGCCAUUUGAGAUUAGGCCUCUACCACCUCCAGAGGGCAGGGCACCCAUGGCGCCACUCCUCCCCCAAAACAAGCACCUAAACUGAGCCAUAUUUGCGUGUCUGACCGGGGGAUUCCUCCAGACCCCAACCCAAACCCACUCACUACUCAGUCAGAAGUGCACUACUUUGUGCAUUAUAUAGGGAAUAAGGCACCAUUUUGGACGCGAACUGGCACUACUUAACAAUGGAUUGAGGAUUCAAUUGGUUGAUAUUGGAACAGGUCUUUACAUGGUAAAGGUAGACAGUUAGGGGAACAAGUCUUUACAUGGUAAAGGUAGACAGUUAGGUGAACUCACUUCAUUCACAGGGGAACAAGUCUUUACAUGGUAAAGGUAGACAGUCAGGGGAACAAGUCUUUACAUGGUAAAGGUAGACAGUCAGGGGAACAAGCAUCACCCACCUGGAUAUGUACUGGACUACAGUAAGAUGACAAACACAGCAUCAAAUCAACUUUGGACAUUUUCUGUUAUUUUUAUAAAGAAAGUCCACUUUCUGUUUUCCGCCAGGGAUUGAUUGGACAUUGUGGGGACGACGCAGAGAGACUUUUGAGGAGUGGAACUGAAUGGAACAAACAGUAUUAACGAAACAAGACACCUUGGAAUCAUAGAUCAUGAAACAACACCAGGAGGACCUUUCUUUGGGCCCAGAGUGUUGUUUCAGGUGAAUGAAGAAGGAGAGGAGGAGGAAGAUGAGGAGGAGGAAGAUAUUUCUACAGUAUUAAGUAAUAAUGAGCUCAAUUCAAUCAAAUUCGCCUUCCGGUAUUUACGCAGUAGUUGUUUAUUUUACCCUUAGUCAAAUGAUCAAAUGACAUGACAGAAUAGUUAUAGGGGUGAUGUAAACACCUACCACUGACAGGUAGACUCCACGGCCAGGUAGACUCCACGGCCAGGUAGACUCCACGGCCAGGUAGACUCCACGGCCAGGUAGACUCCACGGACAGGUAGACUCCACGGACAGGUAGACUCCAUGGCCAGGUAGACACUACGGCCAGGUAGACACCACGGCCAGGUAGACACCACGGCCAGGUAGACACCACGGCCAGGUAGACACCACAGCCAGGUAGACUCCACAGCCAGGUAGACACCACAGCCAGGUAGACACCACAGCCAGGUAGACACCACAGCCAGGUAGACUCCACAGCCAGGUAGACACCACAGCCAGGUAGACUCCACAGACAGGUAGACACCACAGCCAGGUAGACUCCACAGCCAGGUAGACUCCACGGACAGGUAGACACCACGGACAGGUAGACACCACAGCCAGGUAGACUCCACAGCCAGGUAGACUCCACAGCCAGGUAGACACCACAUCCAGGUAGACUCCACAGCCAGGUAGACACCACAGCCAGGUAGACUCCACAGCCAGGUAGACUCCACGGACAGGUAGACUCCACGGACAGGUAGACUCCACGGCCAGGUAGACUCCACGGCCAGGUAGACUCCACGGCCAGGUAGACUCCACAGCCAGGUAGACACCACGGCCAGGUAGACACCACGGCCAGGUAGACUCCACGGCCGGCCAGGUAGACUCCACGGCCAGGUAGACACCACGGCCAGGUAGACUCCACGGCCAGGUAGACUCCACGGCCAGGUAGACUCCACGGCCAGGUAGACUCCACAGCCAGGUAGACACCACAGCCAGGUAGACUCAAAUGGUUUAGACUCCACAGCCAGGUAGACUCAAAUGGUUUAGACUCCACAGCCAGGUAGACUCCACAGCCAGGUAGACUCCACAGCCAGGUAGACUCCACAGCCAGGUAGAUGCUUCCAGCUCACAGACGUUUGGGUACGUGAAGACACUGUGUAAACAUUUCUAAAUGCAAGUUUGCUUGAAUACCAGCCCAUGUGUCACUAUUGAAGAGGAAUUGGGAGAGGGGUUAAACAUCCCCACAGAGUUUAAUAAACAACAUCCAUCUGGUUUUGUAGUACUAUAUAGAUCUGUAACUAUCUUUUUUUAGUUUUCACUACAGACUUGUGACUUUGUCUCGUCCUACGGAUGGUUACAACAAAUUUAUUUUGUAUUGUAGUUUUUGUUUUGUUGUUUUUGUUAAAGCUGUGUUACUGUUUUAAUGUGUACAAUCAACUCAAGUCAAAUGGUUUACAGUUGACUUUACACCCCCCGUUAUCCACGUGUCACUCACUCCUCUGUCAUGUUUGUGUUCCUGCAGUCUCUCUCUCUAUUUAACUCUAUCAAUCCUUACUGGGUUGCUGGACUCUCGUCUUCUCAUUAUCUCAUAAUCAUAAGUGGGGCUAGGAGUAUUUCAUUUCCUGACCAUGUGACCUGACCAGGAGAAACUCUAAACUCCUAGCCCUAAUCCUCAGUACCAAGGCCAAUACAU